Messenger RNA from Alligator sinensis (Chinese alligator), 1445 nucleotides. RefSeq names its product homeobox C9 (gene HOXC9). Bases 236 to 1042 code for a protein of 268 amino acids. Gene Ontology annotation, biological process: embryonic skeletal system morphogenesis; regulation of transcription by RNA polymerase II; DNA-templated transcription. Gene Ontology annotation, molecular function: RNA polymerase II cis-regulatory region sequence-specific DNA binding; DNA-binding transcription factor activity, RNA polymerase II-specific. The transcript has 2 exons. Gene Ontology annotation, cellular component: nucleus. NCBI's taxonomy places the organism in Eukaryota, Metazoa, Chordata, Crocodylia, Alligatoridae. The record is from RefSeq and is a predicted model, not a curated record.
CAAGCUGCGUGCCUCCUAAUAUCUGCCUUAUUUCAAGAGUUUCGUGAAAAGCCAGGUCGCCGAGGCGCUAUUAAAAAAAGACCUGCGGAUUGAUCCGCGCGAUAUUUUUGGGUAAAUACAAUCACGUGAGCGCGGGGAGCCAAUGGCCAACUGGGAAAGGCUGAAAAAAUAAUUACCUGCCCUGAUUGUUCUAUGAGAAGAUAAAAAGUACACAUACAGUUCAUACAAUAAUCUUAUGAAUGUAAAAGAGGGGGGAAGGAUGUCCGCUUCGGGCCCCAUAAGCAACUAUUAUGUAGAUUCCUUGAUAAGUCAUGAGAACGACGAGCUCUUGGCGUCCAGGUUCCCCGCCACUGGCUCGCACCCCGCGGCCGCCAGACCUUCAGGAUUGGUACCGGACUGUGCCGACUUUCCGUCCUGCAGUUUCGCCCCUAAACCGGCCGUGUUUACUACUUCCUGGGCUCCCGUGCAUUCUCAGUCGUCCGUGGUUUACCAUCCGUAUACGCACCAGCCGCACAUAGGGGCUGACACCAGGUAUAUGCGCACUUGGCUAGAGCCCAUCUCCGGCGCUGUGUCUUUCCCAGGCUUCCCACCCAGCAGCAGGCAUUACGGACUCAAGCCGGACGCUUUCCCCGGCCGGAGGGCGGAAUGUGGCCCGAUGGACGGGCGAGGUUAUCCGGAUUAUAUGUACGGAUCCCCGGGUGACCUGAGAGACAGAACACCGCAGACAAUUCCAUCCCCGGAAUCUGAAACCAUCGCUUCCAGCAAACACAAAGAAGAAAAGAACGAAUUAGACCCUAGCAACCCCGUCGCGAAUUGGAUUCAUGCACGCUCCACAAGGAAGAAAAGAUGCCCCUACACAAAAUAUCAGACCCUGGAACUGGAAAAAGAGUUUUUAUUCAAUAUGUACCUCACGCGAGACCGGAGAUACGAAGUAGCCAGGGUCCUCAACCUCACUGAACGCCAAGUCAAAAUCUGGUUUCAAAACAGGAGAAUGAAAAUGAAGAAAAUGAAUAAAGAGAAAACCGAUAAGGAACAGCAAUAAAGUUGGCAGAGUCCAAUAAGUGCAAGAGAAACGAGGGUGAGAGAGAGAGAGAGAGAGAGAAAGCAAGAAAGCAAGCAAGCAAGAAAGCAAGCAAGCAAGAAAGAAAGCAAGAAAGACAGAAGAAAAAAAGCUGUUUCUUUGGUCCGAAAUGUUUCUGACUUUGAAUGUGCUGAUGAGUGUUUAGAAUUAGGCAAACACAGCAAAACCCGUUGGACGCACCCUGCUUUUAUAAAGAUGCAGCUCAGUAAUAAAACCAGAGGUCGUUUUUAGUUUGGGGGUUUGUUUUGGGGUGGGUUUUUUUUUGGUUCGGUUUUGUCCUUUUUGAGAAAACAAGCAAAAAAAAAAGUACUUGAAUUUUUUUUUAAUUUAGUAUUUUAUUCCGUAACUUAAAACUUCUCCAGUG